AAACCCUCUCUCCGCAUCCCCUCUCCUCCUCGGCGGCGGCGGCAGCGGAUUCCACCACAAGACGAGGAGCUCCCCUCCGGCGAGUGGUGCCACGCUGUGGGUUGUGGAAUAUGGACAGCGGGAGCGACUCCGACAGCGCGCCCGAGGAGCUCACCGCCGUCCAGGGUGUUGAGAAGCACGACGAGAUCAGUAAAGUUGAGAAGGACAGUGCCAUCCGAGUAUCACAGCAGGAGAAAGAGCGGAGGAGAAGAUGGGCCCAACGAAGAACAUCAUCAAAACCAAAUAAUGAGGAACCUCUGGAUUUAAAAGAUAAAGAUACCAAACAGGAGGAGGAGAAUGAAGGUAAUGAGGAGAACGAGGAGCGCCAUACUAUUCCUGGCAUGCUCCCCACUGAUGUUAUUGAAAUGCUUGCAGCACGUGAGAAGCAAACCUUCACAUCUGACUCUGAGGAAGAAAUCACGAACCAGAAGGUUCAGAAAAGGAAGAAGAGAUUGAAAACUUCUGGGCCUGAAACAAUUCUGUUGAAAGAUGUUCGCUCGACACAGCAUGUGAAGAAUGCCCUUGAUUUCUUGGAGAAAAGGAAAAACCAGGUGCCAAGAUCCGAUGCAGUUUUGAAGAAUGCCAAUAAGGCGUUGCGUCUCCUUUCAUCGAAGGGAAAUUUUUUUUAGUUGAAUAUGGUAAUUGCUGAGCAAGGGGUUCUCUCAAUUUGCUGUUUGGUAUGCUUUCAGAGACAUUUAUGUUCCAGCGGGGGUGAUCUUUUUGUGCCUUAUUUGAGAUGAAUUGGUUUACAUUGCACAACUGGGCAUAUUGAUGACA
This is a messenger RNA of Oryza brachyantha (malo sina), 816 nucleotides long. Its product is annotated as DNA ligase 1. The transcript has 5 exons. The record is from RefSeq and is a predicted model, not a curated record. The coding region runs from base 111 to 668 and encodes 185 amino acids. NCBI's taxonomy places the organism in Eukaryota, Viridiplantae, Streptophyta, Magnoliopsida, Poales, Poaceae.